GGUGCUUCGGCCCAGAACAACAAUUGAUACGCCCUCCAAAUGAGUGUCGCCUGCCAAAACAGAAAUAGCUUAUGCGGUAGCUCGGGCAGGUCCCAUUCAGUCGAGGGCCUCCAGCCUGCCGGUCGGUCGUAGCAACAAUGUACGUUACCUUUGGUCACUGCACCUGAACACAACCAAUGAAAACAGUGCCUUGCUCAGCAGCAUCCAAUAGCGAAUGAGAGAAACGAAGGCUAUGGCUCUGUCCCCCUGGGGGCCCCAGAAAUCGUUCCUGAACGCUUGCCUCAAGCUUUGCAGACGCGCUGCAGGCGCUACGACCAUGCUGCCAUCUCUGGUGGUAUCGGCGCUCUUCAUCCUGCUGACACUAGUGCUGGCUCACGGAGCCAGACGCAUGGUGGACAGGCUCAUCAGUGACCCGUUCACGCGUCUACUGUUGCAGGAGGCUAUUGCUGCAGCCGAACUAUGUGGCUGCUGCUUCGAGCUCAUCAUAGUGGCUGACAACUUUGGUGUGUCAACGUACGCCGCAUUUCUGUUUCUGCUGACAAUCUGGUGGUCAAUCAAUUGGGGAGAUGCAACAGCAUGUCCAUACACUCACAUUGAAGAUGUGGUCCUUGGAAAUACAGAUGUACGCACCGCAGUGCUGAAAUCUGCUUUUGAGCUGGCAGGAGGCAUGCUUGUCUUCAAGUACGUACAGCUCUUGUGGAGUCUGGAAAUAGCCGAGACUCACCAUAAUCGGGCAUUUGGUGACUGUUUUACAGACUUACGGGUUCCAGUGCUUUAUGGCGCAGCUAUUGAAGGCUCUGCCACCUGUCUGUGCCGUAUCGCUUCCAAAGCACUGUCUGAACUCCAGCCUCGAUUCAGCACUGCAAUUGACUCUUUCAUUUCAACGUCACUUGUUGUGGCAGCAUUUGACUAUUCGGGUGGCUACUUCAACCCAGUACUGGCAACCUCCCUCAAGUAUGGCUGUCGAGGCAACACGCUGAUCGAACAUGUCGUGGUGUACUGGGUGGGAGCAAGCCUUGGGGCGACAGCAUCUGUCUUCCUGUACCAACAUCCAACAACACAGAAGUUGUUGAUUGGAGGAAAUAAGGAUAAAGAAGAAUAAAAGAAUAAAUUGCUCAAUGUGACAUUUUUUGUGCAGUUCUGGACAACAGGAUAUGCACAUACAAACACAAACUCUGCCUUGCUGAAUUUUUACCACAGCUGCUUCUCAGGAAACACGCAAUAAAGCAGUCAGUAGCGCAACCAUGAAGAGUACAAAUUUUUGUUGUUCUUGAUAGAUCCUGUGAUAAUGUGUACUGACUGUUAUGUUUCCAGAUUCUAUUGAAUAAAGCAAUGAAACCUCAGAAUUAA
Molecule: messenger RNA, 1350 nt
Organism: Zootermopsis nevadensis
Lineage: Eukaryota; Metazoa; Arthropoda; Insecta; Blattodea; Termopsidae
Gene: AQP
Product: aquaporin
Cellular component (GO): cytoplasm
Molecular function (GO): channel activity
Source: RefSeq, a predicted model, not a curated record